UGCGAUAGAACUUUUGCAAAGUUGUAAUCAUGUUUUAUGGAGUGGUAUAAAAGAUUGAAACUGAGACUGACUCACAUGCCCUGCAACUUGCUUUUUUGUGUAGAUGUGGAUAGAGGCAUGUAGUCUGGCACUGUACUCUUUAAACAUAGCCAUGGGAAACAUCAUUACUAUGGCUGGACACAACAAAACUACCAACAACUGUUUUAGGGAUGUUCUGAUUGUUAGCAUCGCCGAUAUGCUUUGCCUCAUCUUUGUUGGUUUUGCCUUCUUUGCUAUUAUUGGACAUGUUGCUUACCUACGUGGGGUUCCAGUCGAAGCUUUCGAAUCAUCAGGCUUCAACCUAGCCUUUAUUGUCUACCCCGAAGUCAUGGCGUAUCUCCCUCUGCCACAAGUUUGGUCUGCAAUGACCUUCCUUGCAUUGAUGACCCUUGAAGUGGACUCAAUGUUACCAGGGUUGGAGAUAAUGAUUGCAGCCGUUGAAGACGUAUUUCGUGGACUAGCUAAGCGACGAUGGGUUGUCAUUUGUGUAAUACUGUUGAGCAACUUCCUCUUUGCCCUUCCCUGCACCACACAGGGUGGAAUUUACAUUGUGACUCUGGUGGACUGGUAUACCUACUUCCCUGCCGUAGCAGUAUUUGCCAUGCUGGAAUGCUUUGUUGUUAGUUGGUGUUAUGGUUUAGAGAGACUGAAUCGAGAUAUCAGUGCCAUGUGGGGAAUGAAGGUCCCCCGAGCCAUGAUGCUGUCCAUCAAAUAUGUGUGCCCGCUUUUGUUAUUGGCUAUCUUCUGCUACUCCAUUCACUCCUACCGGCCCCCUAAGUAUGGAGACUACAUCUACCCUACCUGGGCAACAGGAGUCGGAUGGCUGAUAUCAAGCAUUUCCAUAAUACAACUGCCCAUAGUUUUCAUCUGGACUCUGUACCAUACGCCUGGUUCUACGCUAAAGGAGAAAUUACGGACAUCACUUCAACCUUCUGUUCAGUGGCGCCAACGAGCGACGUUUGACAUGAACACUCUACAACCAAUGCAAUCUCUUGAAGGCUGACGAAUAUCGUUCUUGAGGGGAUGUUUAUAAGUAAAUAUAUGAAUGUACAGAAUGUAAAAUAUGUGUUAGAAGAUUUGUUUUUAAAAUUACUGAUUUUAAAGACAAACUUUGCAAAAAGUAUCAAUUAUCAUCUCCGUUUGCUUAUGUCGCAAUUGGUGUCAACGGUGCACAAAGAUGAUCUUAUUUUAUUUUGAUAAGGGUCUGUCCUGAAGGCCACACAAAAGAAGGCCUACAGUAAUGUGUAGAAUUUGCUUUUAAGUAAAUAAAGUUAAGAUGAUUGUUUAUUAUAUCAAUUCCGUCAGAUAUUAGAGUGAGUGAGUUAGGUUUAACGCCGCUUUUAACAGUAUUCCAGUUAUAUCACGGCGUGUCAGCUUAAUGUGGGAGGAAAGCCCGAAGUGAUUCGGGUCUCAGACGUUUACAACCUCGGUGAAUCAAGAAUAGUGUUCGAAGCUGGCAGAAAUACUGUGAUCCAAAUAGGUAUCCUAUGUGUGCAUGACAAGCAGAUUCGAAAAAGGCCUCGAAUUGCCCUAGUGCCGCUUUAUAUACAGCCCUUUAGAAACAUUCCUAUCAAGCAGUUUCUGGAACGACCAAGCCAUGUUCAUAUUCUCAAAUGGUCAGAUAACAAAAUUCCCCCACAAAACCAUUCUGAAAAAAACACAUAUGCUGUUGUUGACUACUUUUCGAUUCUGACCAUGAUAGCAUUGACCUUAUUUUACUGGUAGUUCAAUCAUGUGCGGCCCCUUACCGUUGCGACAAUUCCCACCUGUUUAAAAUUUGUAGAGACAGUGAUAAUUGGUGACGUAAGAUAUAUAUAUAACUUCGCAGGCAGAAUAUGCAAAUGCAACAUUCUAACUUCAAUCCUGAUCCCCAAACCGUUUUGCAUAUUGUUCAAAUAAAUUUACCAAUCCUAAAGUUAGGCAAUAAAAAGUGCCUAAAUUAAACACAUCUUACAAAUUAUUAACUUCUAAAACUUCUCAUGCCGUGAAGGCGUUUGCACAAAUCGACAUUAGUGCUCAGUUUGAUGUAGCGCUUACACUUCUAAAUUUUCUAGGUGUGACAGUAUCCAAAUGCAGAUAAUCGAUGUUAAACAAAAUCUUGAUUGAAACGAGGUCAAACAUGAAACACAUGAAUUACACAGAUUGGUUGCCAUGACGGUGGGGGAUUAGUUUUCCAGUUGUACUCCCCUAUGCAAAUAAAGUACAUAUUAAAUAAACAUGAAAAGCUACAGAAGGUUGGGCCCUUACAGAUGAUCAACAGAGACGCAGGAAGCUUGUCUAUAUACAUAUGUCGUCGGGGGACCUCCAAAUGUUGAUGCGUCGCUAUAUAAGUGCAAUAAUCUUGGACGCGACGUUAAACCCCAUUUCACCAUCACCACCACCACCAAAUGUUGAUGACCCUCUCUGCACCCAAACACUUGGCGAAAAUCUUCAGAAAACUUGCCAAACUGUCUCGGGUAUUAUUCCAAUGGUAUUAUGUACGUUAUAGUUACAUGAUGAUAGGCUGUGUAUACAAAAUGUCAGGGAUCUGUCGCGCACGAUAGAUCGCGGAUAUUUUGAAUAUACUGACAAAUGUCAGUCAUGUAACUGUAUUAUCCCAUGGCUGCAGAGCAUGCUCCUUUGUGAAAAGGGCACAUCCACACGAAUUUCUUUCUGCCGUGUAAUAUUCAUUUCUAAAUGAUUGACAAUGAGGGCCAAACCUUCCUAAUCAGAUCACGAAUGUCGGUAUCCUUUUGUGUCAAAGUUGUAUCGGUAAGCCUGGUAUCGGUCAACUCAUUUGCCGAGUAACCAAUCAGCGAUGCCAAAAAGGGUGGCGGAAUUUCAGGUACAACAUAUCUGAAUGUAAGUGCCUGUUUUCGAGCAUGGCAUUUCUCGCCAUGACGACAUCAAAUGAAAUUACGCAGAUUAUUGAUUAUGCAUGCCGUGAAGGCGUUUGCACAAAUCGACAUUAGUGCUCAGAUUGAUGUAGCGCUUACACUUUUAUCUAGGCUUACAGUAGUUGACGGGCUAAGAUUGAGUUUCGUAAGUUGGCAUUUGGAAAGAAGGAAGUUCCGGGCUGCCAAAACGUACAUGGAACAAUAAACGAUGAAUGCAUAUCCAUGUAUCAAGUGCACACAAUAAAAUGGGGACCAGUUUGUGUUUUGUUUGAGUGAAUAGUGAGGAGCAUUUGGAAUACCAUAGAGUUUCGUUGACAGAACAUUCUCGACUUGAUAAUAGCUGAUUGUGAACAGAUAAUAUUAGUAUGUUUUGCAUUGGUAUCUCAGUGUAUUUGACACAAUUGCCAUGCGAAUGUGAGCACUAUGAUAUUGCUGAGGUAUUGUCUUAAAUUAAAAAACCCCAAAUAAUCCAAGUGAUAGAAGACCCUAUUAUUAUUAAGACAAA
Haliotis rufescens (red abalone) is the source of this 3420-nucleotide messenger RNA. RefSeq names its product sodium-dependent dopamine transporter-like. Gene Ontology annotation, cellular component: membrane. Gene Ontology annotation, biological process: sodium ion transmembrane transport. Bases 104 to 1042 code for a protein of 312 amino acids. NCBI's taxonomy places the organism in Eukaryota, Metazoa, Mollusca, Gastropoda, Lepetellida, Haliotidae. The record is from RefSeq and is a predicted model, not a curated record. The transcript is spliced from 8 exons.